Paramecium tetraurelia is the source of this 258-nucleotide messenger RNA. RefSeq lists its product as uncharacterized. Gene Ontology annotation, cellular component: nucleus; neuron projection; cytosol. The transcript has 2 exons. Gene Ontology annotation, molecular function: calcium ion binding. Gene Ontology annotation, biological process: regulation of cytosolic calcium ion concentration. NCBI's taxonomy places the organism in Eukaryota, Ciliophora, Oligohymenophorea, Peniculida, Parameciidae. The record is from RefSeq and is a predicted model, not a curated record.
AUGAACAGUUUAUAACUAUCUGAAUUCUCAAACCGUGUUUUUGAUCGCUAUGACAAAAAUCAUUCAGGAUUUAUUGAAAAAGAUGAAUUAAAUACAUUGUUGUAUAAUUUGGCUAUGGAAAUGAAUUCCCAGUAACCAACGAAAAAGGAAAUUGAUUACAUGUUAUCUUAUUUGGAUACAAACAAUGACAGUAAGAUAAGCCGAACAGAAUUUUAGAGAUUAGGAGAAUUAAUGGUUAAAGUAUUAGGAAACAAAUGA